This is a messenger RNA of Gaeumannomyces tritici R3-111a-1, 1758 nucleotides long. RefSeq lists its product as hypothetical. The transcript has 3 exons. The coding region runs from base 381 to 1655 and encodes 424 amino acids. Lineage: Eukaryota; Fungi; Ascomycota; Sordariomycetes; Magnaporthales; Magnaporthaceae. The record is from RefSeq and is a predicted model, not a curated record.
AGGGCAGUUAUCCACACCACCAACUGCGCCGCCAGGAUGUUUGGGCUCGUUCCCAUUGUCCUGUCCGGGCCUGCGAGCUAACCCAGCGUACUGAUUAUUUACUGGGAUACAUAACGCAAUGCCGCCCGCUUCCCGCUCAUUUUUCUUUUUACACUAUGGCUUUCGUCUCGACGCCUUGGUUAUUUUGCACCCACGAGCGAAGUGAGAAGCAAAAGAUCGGCGCUGCCAGGGGCGGCCCCCUAACCUAGCGCUUGUUCCAUUUACACGUCCGCGAUCCGCCUACCGAGGACAGACUCCCGCGCGCCGGUUCCCCAUUGGUCCUUUCUUGGCUUUCCGCAUCUUUUCCCAGCCCAACUCGGUCCCGGAUCGGCAAAAGAACGAUGAGCCGCAACGACACGAUCCCGCUACUGCCAGGGCAAGACCCUGUGACGGGAGUAUGCGCGGCCGACAACGUGGGCCCGCUGUCAGAAACCAUUACCUGGGUUUUGGUUGGAAUCGCGUUUUUGUUUUUGUCGCUGCGGCUUUAUUGCAAGUGGAUUAAGUCAGGAACCUUUUGGUGGGAUGACUGGCUGCUGACAAUAACAUGGAUAUUCCUGCUCAUUGCCGGCAUUAUUUUAAACAGUAAUGUUAGGCGAGGCUUCGGACGCCAUCUCUGUGACCUCGUCUUCAAGCCCGCCGACCCGAUGCAAAUUAGCGACAUUGGCCGGAACAGCUACAUCGCUGGCACCUUCUCGAUCCUCAGCGCCGUCUGGUCCAAAUCAUCCUUCGCCCUCACCCUUCUGCGCGUUGCCGAGUCCAGGUGGCUCAAAAUUACCAUUUGGGUCAUUAUUGUUACCAUCAACAUAACCAUGACCUUGACCGCAAUCCUGGCCUUCUUCCAGUGCAAUCCAACCGAGAAGGUGUGGGGCGGCGACCAGCUGCCAGGCACAUGUUGGCGCGAAGGCUACGCCAACUUUAGCAUCUUCACGGGCGUUUACUCGGGGGUUAUGGACAUUACCCUGGCCAUGUUGCCGUGGACGGUCAUUUGGGGGCUACAGAUGAAGCUGGCAGAGAAGAUUGGCGUGGCUGUGGCUAUGAGCGCAGGAGUAUUUGCAGGCGCCACCGCGUUUGCCAAGUCCGCCCAGAUCCCUGCUCUGGCCAAGGGUGACUUCACCUACGACGGCUUCGGGCUCGUCGUUUGGGGCAGCUGUGAGGUGGCCAUGACCAUCAUUGCCGCCUGCAUCCCCGUGUUACGCGUGCUGGUGCGCGACGUGAAGAAGUCGACGCGCCGCCACUACGGAUCGUCGGGGGCAUCGGGGAGCCAUAACCUAAGCAAGUCGCGCGGCUACGAGAACCACACAUCCACGGGCGACGGUGGGGGGACCAAAACAGCCAUCGUUAGCGGCUAUGGGCGACGAACCAGCGGGAGCUUUUCCCGACCCUUCGCCGCUAAAAGUCUAGGCCCGGGAGGACCGUCGGCUGCCGACAUCCACGGGGACGACUGGUCGGAACGCAGUAUUUUCCAUCCAGACGACAACCGCAUCAUUCACACCCAGGAGGUGAAAGUCGAGUACCACUCGCGGGAUAAUAGCAGCAGCGACAACGCUACAAGCAGUCGCUCCAAAGCCGUGGGAGAAAGUAGGGGCGAAGAAUAUGAAAUGGGACGCAUGCGGUAACCAGAAUAAUAUAAGAGUAAUGUGUCGAUAAAAAGCAGAGAAAGAAGGUGGUUGGACAAAGCCCUUGAAUGUUUACAGGAAGAGCAUGCUUCCCCUUUUUACC